Salvia miltiorrhiza (redroot sage) is the source of this 921-nucleotide messenger RNA. RefSeq names its product nucleoid-associated protein At4g30620, chloroplastic-like. The transcript has 6 exons. NCBI's taxonomy places the organism in Eukaryota, Viridiplantae, Streptophyta, Magnoliopsida, Lamiales, Lamiaceae. The coding region runs from base 154 to 729 and encodes 191 amino acids. Gene Ontology annotation, molecular function: DNA binding. The record is from RefSeq and is a predicted model, not a curated record.
AAGAAUUCAUAGGGCAAUGCUAUCUAAUUGGGGGAAAUUUCUUAAAGAAACAAACGAGAAUAUUUUUCUUUCAGAACCCUCCAAAAAUCUUCCGACCUGCCAAUUUCUUCCAGAAACCUUGAAUUCAAUUGUAUUUUUAGAUAACUCAAAGAUAUGGCGAUAUCUCCUACUGCAGCUCUCGCUGCUCAAUUUCCCUCUUCUUCUUCAUUCUCUUCGUGUAAGAGGCACCCAAACUCCAAUAUUGUUAAUUUUCCAAGUUUGUUAAGUCAAGGAAGUCAAACUGGGAGGGCUAGAAGAUCUCUUAGCGUGCAUGGAUUAUUUGGUGGGAAGAAGGAUAACAAUGACAAGAGUGAUGAAGGUUCGAAGGCAGGGUUUAUGGGAAAUAUGCAAAAUUUAUACGAAACGGUAAAGAAGGCACAGAUGGUUGUCCAAGUUGAGGCAGUACGAGUGCAAAAAGAACUUGCUGCAGCUGAAUUUGAUGGUUAUUGUCAAGACGAGCUAAUAAAGGUAACACUCUCUGGAAAUCAACAACCUGUCCGCAUUGAGAUAACAGAUGCUGCAAUGGAGUUGGGAGCUGAGAAACUCUCUCUUUUAGUGACGGAGGCAUACAAGGACGCGCACCAGAAGAGCGUUGAGGUAAGACGAGCACAAACCAGAAUGUCAUGCUUUUCUCGUCCCGUGUUGUGUAGUUCGUUACACGUUUGUUUGCGCUUGUCGUGCAGGCCAUGAAAGAAAGAAUGAGCAAUCUUGCACAGAGCUUAGGAAUGCCAGGAGGAAUGCCGCAGGGUUUAGGCGACAGUCUCAAGUAAUUUGGGGAUGACUUUCAAUUUUGUAAACAAGAUUUGAGUACAAUAAUAUUUGGUUCCAGGCAUUUUUAAGUUUUACUUGUACCUCAAUAUAAGGAUCUAUUGUUUCUUGUCA